This is a messenger RNA of Brassica rapa (field mustard), 871 nucleotides long. Its product is annotated as chloroplastic import inner membrane translocase subunit HP30-1-like. Gene Ontology annotation, cellular component: TIM22 mitochondrial import inner membrane insertion complex; chloroplast inner membrane. Gene Ontology annotation, molecular function: transmembrane protein transporter activity. Gene Ontology annotation, biological process: protein insertion into mitochondrial inner membrane; protein targeting to chloroplast. The record is from RefSeq and is a predicted model, not a curated record. NCBI's taxonomy places the organism in Eukaryota, Viridiplantae, Streptophyta, Magnoliopsida, Brassicales, Brassicaceae.
AAACCGUUGAGCCACGUGAUCUCUCUCUCUCUCUCUCUCUCUCUCUCUCUCUCUCUCUCUCUCUCUCUCUCUCUCUCUCUCUCUCUCAUGGACAAAGAAAGCAUGCUGCUUUGCGUGAAGCAUUGAGUGUGGUUAUGGUACCAGUUGGAUUAACUCUCCCUAUGGUUAGUUAGUUGUUGCUUUAGGUUAAAGCUCCUGCCAGCAGUAUAUGAGCUUGGGUGUGAUCAAAGAAGAUUCAAAGAGAAGAGGAAAUGAAAAGCGAACAAACAGUUACACCCGUCACCGCUGCGGUAAAUGUCUCGCCGGAGCUAUUUACGUAGGUAUAGCAGGAAUGGUCAUACCCCCACUUUUCCGGCGUCUAUAUCGAGUCCUAACCCCACUGAGUCAAGCUCAGUAUGUUCGUAACUGUGCUCGGGAGUGUUCAGCAUUAGCCGCUGCAGGUUGUGGAAUUGAAUCCAUGAUGAGAGGAAUCAGAGGCAAAGACGAUCUUACGAAUCACUUGGUCUCAGGAUCAGGUGCUGGGUUGGCAUACUCUUUUGUGAGGCAAGGCUUGAAACUGAAGCCUGCACACGCACUCUCCUGUGCUGCUGGUUGCGCUGUUUUGUCAGGAACAGAGUGUAAGAUGAAUGAAAUAUUCAGUGCAACAAGUGAACGUUCCACCAGGGGCAAGGCUUUUGAUAAUUGAUCCAUAUCAAGAGUUAACCACCUAUGAAAACUCGAAGCCAAGAACAUAAUUUUUUCACUGAAAUUUUAUGUCUGCUUAAUUAAAAACAACUUUAUUGAAAUAUCAAAACCGGACCUCGUAGUCUAACAUCCAACGAUCUCUUCAAUCGUUUUCGCCAUUUGAGAAAUGAGAUAAUUCUUCCAAUCA